Canis lupus familiaris (dog) is the source of this 2347-nucleotide messenger RNA. RefSeq names its product RAB, member RAS oncogene family like 6 (gene RABL6). Bases 200 to 2347 code for a protein of 715 amino acids. The transcript has 15 exons. Lineage: Eukaryota; Metazoa; Chordata; Mammalia; Carnivora; Canidae. The record is from RefSeq and is a predicted model, not a curated record. Gene Ontology annotation, cellular component: cytosol; nucleus. Gene Ontology annotation, molecular function: GTP binding.
UUCUGACAGACGGAGGGCGAUCGCGCCGGGGGUCGCGGGGGCCGGAGCGGAACCGCCGCGGCUGAGCCCGCGAGCCGCCCUCAAAGCAGGCGCCCGGCCGCCGGGACUCAGGACAUGGUGCGAUCCGCGCCGAGCCGCCGCCGCCGCCGCCGCCGCUGAGCUCGCGGGCCGCGCCGGGCUCGAACGUGGGAGCGGGAAGAUGUUUUCCGCGCUCAAGAAGCUGGUGGGGUCGGAGCAGGCUCCGGGCCGCGACAAGAAUAUCCCCGCCGGGCUGCAGUCCAUGAACCAGGCCCUGCAGAGGCGCUUCGCCAAGGGGGUGCAGUACAACAUGAAGAUAGUGAUCCGAGGAGACAGGAACACGGGCAAGACGGCGCUAUGGCACCGGCUGCAGGGCAAGAAGUUUGUGGAGGAGUACAUCCCCACACAGGAGAUCCAGGUCACCAGCAUCCACUGGAAUUACAAAACCACUGAUGACAUCGUCAAGGUAGAAGUCUGGGAUGUAGUUGACAAAGGGAAGUGCAGACGACGAGGUGAUGGCUUGAAGGUGGAGAAUGAUCCCCAGGAGGUGGAGUCCGAGAUGGCCCUGGAUGCCGAGUUCCUGGAUGUAUACAAGAACUGUAAUGGGGUGGUCAUGAUGUUCGACAUCACCAAGCAGUGGACCUUCAACUACAUCCUCCGGGAGCUUCCCAAGGUGCCUACCCAUGUGCCAGUGUGUGUGCUGGGGAAUUACCGUGACAUGGGCGAGCACCGGGUCAUCCUGCCUGAUGACGUGCGUGACUUUAUCGACAACCUGGACAGGCCUCCAGGCUCCUCCUACUUCCGCUAUGCUGAGUCCUCCAUGAAGAACAGCUUUGGCCUAAAGUACCUUCACAAAUUCUUCAACAUCCCAUUCCUGCAGCUUCAGAGGGAGACGCUGCUCCGGCAGCUGGAGACGAACCAGCUGGACGUGGACGCCACACUGGAGGAGCUGUCAGUACAGCAGGAGACAGAGGACCAGAACUAUGACAUCUUCCUUGAGAUGAUGGAGGCACGCAGCCGUGGCCAUGCGUCCCCACUGGCAGCCAACGGGCAGAGCCCAUCCUCAGGCUCCCAGUCUCCGGUAGUGCCUCCCAGCGCUGUGUCCACAGGGAGCUCCAGCCCCAGCACACCCCAGCCAGCCCCACAGAUGCCCCUCCACACGCCCUCAGCCUGCCCCUGUCCCCUGCCCCCCACGGAGGCCCCACUGCCCCCUGCAGCCCCUGCCCCACGGCGCAGCAUCAUCUCCAGGCUGUUUGGGACCUCACCAGCUGCUGAGGCAGCCCCUUCAGCCCCAGAGCCAGCCUCAGUCCCAGAGGCCCCAGUGAAAGUCCAGAACGUGGAGGAUUUUGUUCCUGAAGAAGGCCUUGACCGCAGCUUCCUGGAUGACACUGGCCCCCAGCAGAAUGAGAAGAGAGUCGGAGCUAAGGUCCCACAGGACAGUGACAGCGAUGAGGAGGUCCCAGGCGGGAACCCACUGGUAGCAGGUUUCCAGGAUGAUGUGGACAUUGAAGAUAAGCCACCUAGCAGGCCCCUGCUGCCCGUGGGCCCCAUCACCAAGGAAAACAUCACUUCUUCCAGUGAGGAGGAAGCAGAGAAGGUGGCAGGGCACCCCAAGGCCACUGUCCCCAUCCCCCAGAAGUGCUCUGAGCCAGAGACCAAACGGCCCUCCACAAAAGCUGCCAGGCUGCACAGGGGUAUGGCUCCCAGGGCUGCAGAGUCCCGCCAGCCAAGCACCCGCAAAUCCCCCGCUGAAGGCCCCUCUGGAGGCCGUGAAGAGGGCAAGAAGGAACAGGCAGCGUCAUCAGAGAGUGACCCCGAGGGGCCCAUUGCCGCCCAGAUGCUGUCCUUUGUCAUGGAUGACCCUGACUUCGAGAGCGACUCAGACCCUCAGCGGAGAGCGGACGAGUUCCCGGUGCGAGAGGACCUCUCAGAGGAAACUGAUGAGGAUGCUGCUCCUGCCCAGCCCCCCCCACUCCCCAAGCCCCCUGUGGCCUCCUUCAGACUGAAGAAUGACUCGGACCUCUUUGGGUUGGGACUGGCAGAAACCAGCCACAAGGAUAUCAGCGAUGAAGAUAAGGAGGGCAAGCCUCCCACAAAAGAGAAGAAGAAGAAGAAGAAAAGCAGAGAGGAGGAAGAGAAGGCUGUGAAGAAGAAGGGCAAGCAUAAGAAGAGCCGGGACAGGGAGGAGGGCAGGCAGGAGCGGCGGAGGCGGCGGCCCCGGGGCACCGAGAGGACAGAGAAAACAGCAGGGGACGAGCUGGAGGCCUUCCUGGGGGGCGCAGCCCCUGGCGGCCACCUCCGUGGGGGUGGGGACUAUGAGGAGCUGUAG